UCCCACAAUCCAUUUCGACCAGGGUAGGUGUAGUCAUAAGCAAAAGAAUCCAAGAUGGCGAUGCACAUCCCAAAAACGUCUAUGCAGCAUAUGCUGAAGGAUGGAGCCAAGUCAUAUCGAGGCUUAGAAGAUGCUGUGUACAGAAAUAUAGAAGCAUGCCAACAACUAUCACGGAUAACGCAAUCAUCAUUUGGACCUAACGGUAUGAAUAAAAUGGUUGUGAAUCACUUGGAAAAAYUAUUUGUGACAAAUGAUGCAGCAACAAUCUUAAAAGAGCUGGAGGUCCAACAUCCAGCUGCAAAAAUGAUAGUGCUUGCAUGUCAAAUGCAAGAGCAAGAGGUUGGGGAUGGUACUAACUUUGUAAUGGUGUUUGCUGGGGCUUUACUUAGUGCAGCAGAAGAUGUAUUGUUUUUGUAGGGUGUAUCAAUUCCUGACAUAAUUGAAGGCUAUGAGCAAGCAUCUAAAAAAGCACUAGAAUUAUUAGAAGAUUUAAGCUGUUCGUCUCUUGAGAAAUUAAAUGAUGAAGCAGAAGUUGUUAAAGCAAUAAAAACAGCUGUAGCAAGUAAACAGUACGGCAAUGAAGACUUUCUCUCAGAGUUGAUAGCUCAUGGUUCUGGCAUCCAUAACUCAUUAGUAAUGCAGGGCAUGGUAUUCAAGAGACUAGUGGAAGGUGAUAUCACCAGUGCUAAAAAUGCUAAAGUAGUUGUUUAUUCAUGUCCUUUGGAUCUCAUGCAGACAGAAACAAAGGGAACUGUGCUUAUUAAAAAUGCUGAGGAACUGAAGAGUUUUAGUAAAGGAGAAGAGGAGCAACUUGAAAAACAAGUAAAAGAGAUAGUUGAUGCUGGAGUCAAGGUUAUUGUCACUGGUGGUAAAGUAGCUGACAUGGCCAUUCAUUUUUGCAACAAGUACAAGCUCAUGGUUGUGAGAUUGCAAUCGAAGUUUGAUCUCCGCAGACUMUGCCGAGCUAUCAAUGCCACAGCAUUGCCAAAGAUUACCACCCCUACUGCAGAGGAACUGGGAUAUUGUGAUGAUGUKAAGGUGGCUGAAAUAGGAGACACACCCGUCAUUGUAUUCCAACAAGAGAGGGAAGAGACUGCUGUCUCGACCAUUGUUGUGAGAGGAUCAACAGAAAACAUUAUGGAUGACAUUGAAAGAGCAAUCGAUGAUGGUGUGAAUAACUUCAAAGCGCUUACAAGAGACAAGAGAUUUGUUCCUGGUGCAGGGGCUACAGAGAUAGAACUGGCCAAUCAAAUAGCAAGAUUUGGCGAGACAUGUGCUGGUCUUGAGCAGUACGCUAUUGGCAAAUUUGCUGAGAGCCUGGAAGCCAUYCCYAGRGCUCUUGCUUCAAAUGCUGGAGUCAAUGCAACAGAUGUGAUUUCAAAACUGUAUGCAGCUCACCAAGACGGCAAUAAGAAUGCAGGCUUUGAUAAUGAGGGUCUGAAUAUGAGAAGGUGGCAUGAUGAUCACAUAUACAUGGGAAGACUUGCUUCUGNCAUCAGACUUGCAGCCAAUGCUGCUGUCACUGUAUUGAGAGUUGAUCAGAUUAUUAUGGCCAAGCAAGCUGGUGGACCUAAACCAAAAGCUAACAAAGACUGGGAUGAAGAUUAACCACUCCCCUCUUUUUAUUUUUUGGGAUGAUUACUAAACUCUCACCCAGAUAGUAAAAUUUUUUGUUAGUAAUAAUUCUUCAUGGCAUUGUGAGUGUAAUAAUAUGAAUAUUAUAGUGUUUUACUGAUGCCAAUAAAUUAAUACUCUAAUCAGU
Messenger RNA from Exaiptasia diaphana, 1762 nucleotides. Its product is annotated as T-complex protein 1 subunit theta-like. Gene Ontology annotation, cellular component: chaperonin-containing T-complex. The record is from RefSeq and is a predicted model, not a curated record. Gene Ontology annotation, molecular function: ATP-dependent protein folding chaperone; ATP binding; ATP hydrolysis activity. Lineage: Eukaryota; Metazoa; Cnidaria; Anthozoa; Actiniaria; Aiptasiidae. The transcript has 17 exons. Gene Ontology annotation, biological process: protein folding.